AUGAUGAGCAACAGUGGCAUUAUGCCUCAUCGAACGAAUAUGACAAAUAUCAAUCAAAUGGAUGGAGAUUCGGUUUCAGCAACUAUACCAACAACAGAACAAAAUACAAAUUCAACACGUAAUGCAGCCAAAAGACCAAAACAAGGUGAUGAUUCAUUUGAACUUGAACAUCGUGUGGUUAAUAUUCAUAACCAAUCUAUCACGGUUGAAUUAGGCACAUCUGAUAAUACCCGAAUUAUUUUAGAAGUUAAUGGUUAUGCCAAUAAAUUUAUUAUUCCACCAUUACCUAAUCUUUUGUUUAUUCGUGAUGCAUUUUCAGUUUUUGAAAAGCAUGUUUUUAUUUGGCAAAUGGCUAAAUCAGCACGACAAAAUGAGCUUCUUUUAUUGCAUACUGUCUUUCGAUUUCAUCCAUAUUUAUCAACUUCUGGUUUGAAUAUUGUCGAAUGGCAAACAAAGAAUGCUAAUGACGAAUAUCCAACAAUUGAAGGAGGUGCCGUUGCUUGUCUUGGUCAAGGUAUUUUACUUAUUGGUGAAGACAUUGCUGGUACAGGUCUUUUUCGUCAAAUAAUCGUUGUUAUUAUACCACCACACCGUGAUUAUAUGCAUUUGGAUACUAUUAUUAGUUCAGUUGGUAAACAUGCAUUUACAUUACACAGUCCAUUAACUGAAAUCAUGGAAAUAUUCACAGUUGAAACCCGAUGUGGUGAUCUCGAAAAUGGUAUUAUCAAUCAGAUGAUUCGAAAUAAUAUUUGUCAAGUUGGCCAAAUUCCUUCUCAAGGUUUAUUUGAGGGUGGUCGUGAUGCUCACUGUAUGACCAAUGCUGUUCGACGACGAGCUAAAUAG
Messenger RNA from Rotaria socialis, 843 nucleotides. Lineage: Eukaryota; Metazoa; Rotifera; Eurotatoria; Philodinida; Philodinidae. The record is from the annotation of a GenBank genome assembly.